Lytechinus variegatus (green sea urchin) is the source of this 6372-nucleotide messenger RNA. RefSeq names its product serine/threonine-protein phosphatase 4 regulatory subunit 1-like (gene ppp4r1). Lineage: Eukaryota; Metazoa; Echinodermata; Echinoidea; Temnopleuroida; Toxopneustidae. Gene Ontology annotation, molecular function: protein phosphatase regulator activity. The coding region runs from base 16 to 3111 and encodes 1031 amino acids. Gene Ontology annotation, biological process: protein dephosphorylation. The transcript is spliced from 17 exons. The record is from RefSeq and is a predicted model, not a curated record.
AAUGGAACAAAGCCCAUGAAGGUAUGGGCUGGGACUAGAAAAGAGCUGGGAGUGCAGCUCAUGCCUGGAUGGACAAAGGAGCCUUUUAUUCAGCCAGGAAAACACCUGCUUGCAGGAAUGAGGCAAGACUUGGGGAAAGAUAUGGUCAUUGAUCUGCCAUUGCUCUUGGAAGGAGGUGGUCUGUGGUGUGAUUGGAGGAAUGCUCCCAAUAGUGGGCCACAUGUGGAAGGGGAGGACGGCGAAAUUGGGAUGGUCAGCUCUGCGAUUGAUAGUCCAACACCAGAGGAGUCCCUUACCCCUUUGGCCAGACUCAAGAAAGACAUCAACAGUGACAAUGUCUUCAAUAGACAAAUGGUUGCUCGUGGUCUACUGGACACCCUAAGAACGGUCUGCGACAAUGAGGAAGAUCGGGAAGCCGGGCUAGAAGCCAUGAGUCACCUAUCGGAAGAUAUCGAGCCGAUGGUGCGAGCCGAACUGAUGGAGCAGAUACCGCACAUCGCGAUGCUGUGCCACGAACACCAGCUCCUCUUCCCAUCCACCAUCCAAGACUACAUCUUACCUACGGUGGUGCGCUAUCUCACAGAUACAAACAACCAGGUCCGGAAGACCAGUCAAGCAGCAUUGCUAGUCUUACUAGAACAGGAGUUGGUUGGGAGACAGGACAUGGAGGAGCAGGUGUGUCCAGUCAUUGUCCAGUUGUCCAGUCAGGAUAGUUCAGAUGACUACAGAACAGAGGCUGUGGCACUGAUGAGCAAAGUUGCGCCUCUCGUUGGCAAGGAAAUUACGGAGAACUACUUCUUACCCCAGUUUACAGAAUUGUGCAAAGACAGUUUAUUUCAUAUACGAAAGGUCUGUGCUGCAAACUUUGGUGAUAUUUGUAGUGUUGUAGGAGAGGAAGCAACAGAGAAACUCUUGUUACCAAGGUUUGAAGCACUUUGUGAGGACGGUGUUUGGGGAGUUAGGAAAGCCUGUGCAGAGUGUUUUAUGACGGUAUCCUGGGCCACAUCCAAGCCUAAACGAGAGCAGGAACUCUCUAAUCUCUUUGUCCAUCUACUGCGGGAUCAGUCUAGAUGGGUACGAAUGGCAGCAUUUCAAGCAUUAGGUCCUUUUAUCUCGACAUUUGCUGACCCAAGUAUAUCAGGCAUUCAUCUCUUAUACAAUGCAGAUGGUACAGUCCAAGUAGCUGGCGUAGUGCCUAUAGACGAUGAUUUUAAUAGUAACAAACAGACAAAUAACUCAACUAAUAAUUCAGAUAAUAGACUAGCAGAGCACACAGUUAUAGAUGAACGCAGUAACAAUAAAUCACUUUCUAGCAAAGACGGGGCAAGUAGCGAACAAAGUACCAGUCAAGACAAAAAGACACUUCAUCAAGGGGUUGGGGAAUUAAACUUCAAAGUAGGGGAUGGGGAACCACCUGCUCAUCAUGAUGACAGUCCAGAGUAUAGUUCUUUCAUGUUUUGGCGACAGCCAGUGCCUGUUCUUGGAACGGGAAAUAAGGAAUCGUCUAGUACUGAUAAGGAGGGUGACAAGGAAGAUGGCAAGGAAACUGAGGAAAGCAAAGGGGAAACGAUCGAGAUGGAAUCAGUAGAAACAACGUCGCAGGACACUAACGACAGUGCAGGUGAAUCAAGGACUAAAGAUGAUAGGUUUACAAGUACUACACAGUUUGUGAUAGGAGGCAGCAGCAAUACGGGUGCAGAGAAAUCAUCGCCCGACUCUGGCAUCAGCAGCCCAGAGGCUGUGCAUGAGGACAGUGAUGGCACAGCCUCGGGCGAAGGUGCUGAGGCUAAAGAGCUGAAGAAAGACAUCCAGAACUUGGUGCAGACAAUAUCCCAGAUGAAUCUAGAAGGCGACGGAGAGGACGCUUCGUCACAGGAUAAGGACCAUCAGACGGAGACUGACGGUAGUGUCAAGCUUCACACUGCUGAUGUCAGUGAAGCCAAUGACAUCACAGAGAUGGUAAUGCAUCUACCAAGUACUCAGACCCUGGAGCAACGGAUUGAUGACAAGACUCUUUCAUUUGUUAAUGGUGUUUUGGAAGAGGAAGAAGAAGUCAAUGAAUGGUCAGAAGUCGAGCCUUCCUUCAAUCAAGUCUCGCCUAUACAAGAUGUGAUUCCACACCUUCUUCUGGAGAACUAUCUGUCCAUGACGGACCCACGGAUAGCUCAGGCUGUGGAUACAGAGAUCGCCAAGCAUUGUGCCUACAGUCUACCUGGUGUGGCCCUCACCCUUGGUCGUAAGAACUGGUCUUGUCUCAAAGAUAUCUAUGAAACAUUAGCCUCUGACAUGCAGUGGAAGGUGAGAAGAACAUUAGCUUUCUCUAUCCAUGAGAUGGCCUUGAUCUUGGGAGAUGCCAUCACAUCAUCAGACCUUGUGCCUAUCUUCAAUGGCUUUCUAAGAGACUUGGAUGAGGUUAGGAUAGGAGUCCUCAAGCACUUUGCCGAUUUUGUCAAGUUACUACAACCAGAGCUAAGGAGACAGUACUUGAGUCGGAUGACAGACUUCCUGACGACAGACAACCAAAGGAACUGGCGCUUCAGGCUUGAGCUAGCAGAGCAACUGAUCUUGCUGUGUGAUCUGUAUGAUCCUAGUGAUGUGUGUGAUAACAUCUUACCCAUAGCUACCAAGCUUGCUGGUGAUAGGGUGGCUGAUGUCAGGUUUACGUCAUAUAAACUGUUGAGCGUGAUUGCAAAGAUUAUCAUGUCCUCCAACAAUGGUGACUUGAGAAAGACCUUCGUCCAAGAGAUAGUCACCAAUUAUGCUCAGAGCCCAAGAUGGGCACACAGGCAGGCGUUUUGUCAUCUAUGUCAGCGCCUACUCCAGGAUCAGUCUGUUGAGCCAAACAUCUUUGCCGUUGAGUUUCUUCCUGGUUUGCUUCAUCUUGAGGAGGAUCCUAUUCCUAAUGUGAGGCUCACACUGGCUAGGACGCUCACAGAAUACAUUCUUCUAAUCAAUUAUUUUGAUCAUACUGAGAACCCUUAUCGGGACGAGAUGCUGGCAUGUCUUAGUCGGCUACGAGGAGAUGAGGAUCGGGAUGUUAGGUACUAUUCCUGCCUGGGACCUUCAGGCGAUGCCAAGGUUCAUUAUGCAGAAGGGGAACUUCCCGUAUAACAAGAAGUGGGCUUUCUUCCUCACCGGAUGGACUUUCGUACAUACUUCCUUCUUCCACAAGUGUGCUGCAUACAUACUACAACCUCACUCACUGACAAUGUGUAUGCCUUCAAACCCCCAACUACCAUGCCCAUGAAUAGCUUUUAACAAUAAUGAUAUUCCUGCAAAGCUCUUUUUAUUUGCAGAAGGAGCGCUCAGUUAACAGCAUAGAGCCUUUGAAGAAAAAAAAAUGGCUGGUAUUUUCAUAGUAUUGAUUAAUUUUACCUAAGGUAAAGUUAGACCAUAUUUUCAUGGAAUGCCAGUAGUCUAUCUAUUCAUCUAGAACAAAUGAUUUAAAUUCUGCAGUAAAAAUUAUCUAGAACAAAAUUAUGAUAUAGGUUUUUAAAAAGAUGGAAUUUUUUUCAUGGAUGUCAAGGCAAACAAACACAAAAUAGCAUUCUGUAGAAGUGUGGAUGAAUUUCCUAUUUAGUAGAAAUUCAUUAGAUAAAUAAAUUUGGGUUAAAAUUAUGAGAAAACAACGUAACGUCUUUAGACCCCAAGAUUUACACCCCAUCAUUGCAUACCUUGUGGUGGUGUGUGACGUCCACGUAUCUGCCAUUUUGGGACAAUUAUUUAUUCACAAUGACUUUAUUUUCAUAUCGGUGUAAUACCUCAAAUUUUCAUGCCAGCAGGAUUGAGUAAUCAAUGCAAGUGUUGAAAUCUGUACAGAUUGUAAGGGGUAUUAUGUUCUGUAGCAUGAGCAAUGCAAUUUGUUACACUGAACCUAACUAAUAUGUGCAAGUAUGAAGCUUUCGAUUGAUGUUAACAUUGAUAAAUACAUGUAUGUGGGAGCUGUUUGCUGUAAAGGUAGAUUCAGAUUUUGGUUUUCAAUACUGUUAGAUAAUGGCAAAUUACAUUGAUAUCCCUCAUGUUUGUGUUGCGAUGGUCACUGGUAGGUCCUCCUAAUUUUGUUCUUUAUUGCCUAUGAUGGGCUCAUUUUGCAAAGAGGUGCAGAAGUUGUAAUGUGAAUUCAAACAGAGAUCUCAAAUGUUUUGUUUUAAGAAGAGUAUAAAAGACAAUUGAUUUGAGUUUGAUUUGAAUCUCUGACAUCUUUUUGUGACAUGUGACCCCUGAUCCUGCAUUUCGCUCUUCGCUUGAGCUCUUUGCCCUAGAAACCACUUAUUUCAAUUGCAUUAGCCAUUCCCAAUACUACUAUCCCCCUGUUCCUUCCAAAAUUACAAACUUCUUCUUUCCGAGUGAUUGACAUCACUGCACAUUUGUGAGAUUUACAAGUUCACGACCACAACGAAAGGCCUACUUAGAUUUAGGAAGCUUCUCUGUUGUGUAGUGCACUUGUGUUAAAUGCCAUCUUAAUUCGAUGCUUUUUUGUAAUUGUACUAAUCUUCUCUUGACCUGUCUGGUUAUGUCCCAUAUUUGUCCAUAUUGGAAAUCCCCAUUAUGAAUGUAGCUUCUCUAUAUAUAUAUCCCUUCAUUGUUUUACUGAAUAGAUAUCACAUCAGAUUUAUCAUGAUGUAUGAUAAUGAUGUACAGUUGCUUGUCAUCUUUCAUUUGUGGCAUAUUCUUGUUAUAAAUGAAUAAUUCAGAGUGAUUUCAAACUAUUCUUAAGUCAUGCAUUGAAUUUUUAAAUGUCUAUUUUAUAGUAUGAUAUUGUCUAUUUUUAUAUUCUUUCAAAUGUGUGUACCGUUUUUUCUUGGCAUAUUUUUCAUCCUACCAAAGUGUAUAUAUCUGAUUGCUUUUUUUUUUAAUUAUAAAUCCUGAGCAAGCCAUUUUUAAAUUCUGAAAUUAUAAAACAAUUUGAAUUCAUUAUUGAAGAUUUCAUUGAAACCAAAAUCAUGAAAUAUAAACCAUGACAAUACUUAAGUGUGUCUGAUAAAAGUGAUAUUAAACCAUUUUUUCCCCCACUGAAUAAACAAUUACCCAAUGGAGUGUUUAAUCUACAAAUCAAAUACUGUUUAAAUUCACCAUAUUCUAUCAACCUUUGCUCAAUGGUACUAAUCAAGUACUUUUUUUAGGAAGCAAUAUAAUGAGUUAAUCGCACAGUAUUUACUUUGCAAGUUCAUGUCAUGUGCAUGAUCCAUUUAUUUUUUCAAAGUAUAUUUUGUUAACAGUAUAUAGUUUCUCUUCGUUGUAUCUGUACUAUGUUUUUAUUACUAUUGUUUACAUUGAAUGAUGCUGGUUUUGUGUCAUGCUGCAUUUAUUUUAUCGUAGAUAGCUUCAACAUCCCCGUUCUCCUGGAUAACAUACAAGAUUAUCAAUGCUUUAUCAAACAUGGAAUAAUUACCAACAAAAAGUUAGAUUUUAUUUGAAAUAAUAAUAUAUCUUGAGCAAUUUCUCUUUUGCUUGCGUGAUGCCAAAUAAAUCAAUACCUAGUUCCAGCAGUAACUCUUCUGUGUACAUGCCUAUGAGAUGACACCAUCAAAAUUCAUGAAUCUUCUGAAAGAAAGGGAUAAGUACCAUGCACUCACUAUGUGUUGCCUUUUAAGGUAGACAAAAGUGUAAUCAUCCUUUAUGUUCGCUUUAAUUGCUUGUUUCUCACAUUCUUAUCCAACCCUUUUUGUCUCGCUGAGAAUACCAUCAGAAUUCUGAUUGCUCAGUACAGACCGUACUAUUGAAUUUUAUCAGUUACUCUCAUUUUACUUGUGCCUUUUAUUGUAACGUGUGUGGAUCAGCACAAGUUGUGUUUCAAAUGGUUUUUAUACAAUGGUCAUAAUCCAGAUUUUAUGAGUGAUCUGUAUGAUGGAUAGUAUUACAUGUCACUUUUUAAUGCAUGGUUUAUGCUCGCUGUUCGUGAGUUCAUCAAAAUCAGCAGGUUUUUUUUUUUGUUAAUUUCACCAUGCCCAUAUAAAUCUGUUGUAAUAAAAAGCUAAUAUUUCUAGAAUUGUCUUUCAUCGUGAUGGAUUGACGAAGUGAAUAUACUUAAUAGUACUUGAUAUAUUAGCAAUGUGCUAUUGGGAGUGACAGUUUUGAUGUAUUGCAAAAAUAUUGUAUCUUUGUUUUUAUUGUAGGUUUCAUUAAUAAAGGGACAUGUAUGUAUGAUAUUGAAGACAACAGAAAAAAUGAUUAAUAUAUAAGCAUACUUUAACUAUGACUUGUUAAAACUGUACUACUAACAACAUAACACUGUAUAGGGUGUAUGAAAUCGUUGCUGUUAACUUUUAUAGUCUGAAGAAAAUGUGCAAAGGUAGAACAUUGAAAAGAAAAAUGAGAUUUAUCAUGUUGUGUAUAGUCCAAAAUUAAAUUCUGAAUUGUAUGAAGAUGAAA